This is a messenger RNA of Ostreococcus tauri, 1290 nucleotides long. Its product is annotated as Acyl-CoA N-acyltransferase. Gene Ontology annotation, molecular function: protein binding; histone H3 acetyltransferase activity. The transcript has a single exon. The coding region runs from base 1 to 1290 and encodes 429 amino acids. The record is from RefSeq and is a predicted model, not a curated record. NCBI's taxonomy places the organism in Eukaryota, Viridiplantae, Chlorophyta, Mamiellophyceae, Mamiellales, Bathycoccaceae. Gene Ontology annotation, biological process: positive regulation of transcription by RNA polymerase II; chromatin remodeling. Gene Ontology annotation, cellular component: histone acetyltransferase complex.
AUGGACGCGAUGACGGAGGACGAGCCCUCCAGUAAGCGCGUGAGGGAGGAGACGCCCGGGAAGAGGGUAAACGGAGACGCGAGCGGGACGCCAGAAAGAGGAGACAAGGCGAAGUACGAGAGCGAUGCAAAGCCGUCAACCGCGUCGCCGACGUCGCCGGUGAGAGGUGCGUACGCAACCAGAGAGUCACACCUGAGGAAGCAAGAGCGAGACGGUGAGCUCAAGUGGGAGGUUAUUACGAAUGACGGCGUUGAGCGCCACUCAAAACACUUGGUGGCGCUGAAGAACAUUUUUAGCAAGCAGUUGCCGAACAUGCCCAAGGAGUACAUCGUGCGAUUGGUGUUCGAUUCGAGGCACAAAUCAAUGUUGUGCAUGAAAAACGGGAACGUGAUCGGUGGGAUCACGUACAGGCCGUUCCCGAAGCAGCGCAUGGGGGAAAUCGCUUUUUGCGCCAUCAGUGCAAACGAACAGGUCAAGGGAUACGGCACGCGAUUGAUGAAUCACAUCAAGGAGUACGCCAAGGAAACAGAGAACAUGACGCAUUUGAUCACGUUUGCUGAUAACAACGCGGUCGGAUACUUCCAAAAGCAAGGCUUCACGAAGGAAAUCAUGAUGGAGCGGGAGAAGUGGAAUGGGUACAUCAAGGAGUACGAUGGCGGGACCAUCAUGGAGUGCCAACUUGAUGGACAGGUCUCGUACGUGGACUUUGUGAACCAGAUUCGAGAACAACGCAAGGCGGUGGAGGCGAAGGUGCGAGAGAUGAGCACAGCGCACAAGGUUUAUAACGGCCUGAAGGACCAUUUCAAGCCCAGCGCCGACGGCAAGUACACGCCGAUCGACGUGAAGCACAUCAAGGGCCUGAAGGAGGCGAAGUGGGAGCGCACCGGCCUGCCAAAGUUCCGAUUAGUCCACCCUGGAUGCGGCGAUGGAUUGCCGACGAAGGAAAAUAUGCACAAAUUCAUGCGAGCGAUCGUGAACAUCGUGCAGGCGCACGCGGACGUGUGGCCGUUUGGCGGUCCGGUCAACCCGAUUGAAGUUCCGGAUUAUUACGAAGUCGUCAAGGAUCCCCUGGACAUGGAACUCAUCCAAGAGCGCGUCGCCUCGGGAAACUACUACGUCUCGCUAGAGAUGUUUUGCGCCGAUUUCCGCCUGAUGUUCAACAACUGCCGCCUGUACAACUCCCCGGACACGGUGUACUUCAAGUGCGCCAACCGUCUCGAGACCUUCUUCGAGUCCAAAAUCGCCGCCGGCAUCAACUGGAAGGUGCGCGAGCCCCCUACAAAGCGAUGA